Molecule: messenger RNA, 3138 nt
Organism: Porites evermanni
Lineage: Eukaryota; Metazoa; Cnidaria; Anthozoa; Scleractinia; Poritidae
Source: the annotation of a GenBank genome assembly
AUGGAAAAAAUCUUGGAGAUUGUACAGACUAUUUAUAUUGGUACAGUUGUUGCAACUUUUCUUUUCAACACUGGACGUAUUGUAAAAGCAGUAGACAUCUUUAACGAAUGUUUGGUGCUCCUUAACGGAAAAGCCCUAGAGAUAAUCAAGGAACUUACCGCACCAUGGGUUAUCUCUCUAUACUAUAAACUUCUUAAUGGAUAUAUUCUUAUCUACGAUCACACCCGUGCAAUAGAAUGUGGUAAAAAGCUUCACGUGACACUACACAAUAGUGGUCAAAAAGAAAAAGAAGGGAUGAUAUUACUAAAACUAGCCGACAUCUACUAUCAAAGAGGCAAAUACGAGGAAGCAAAACAGUGUUGCGAAAAGGCACUCGGCAUCCUGAUUGAGACUGGAAACAAUCACGGAGUUGGAAUAUGUUACGGAAAUUUAGGAACUCUGUUUGAAUCUGUUGGUCAAUAUACCAAGGCUGAAGAAUACCUUCAAAAAGCACUAGUGAUCAGGAAAGAAAACGGUGACAAAAAAGGAGAAGCAUCUACUUACGAAAAUCUAGGAACUGUGUUUCUUUCUGUUGGUCAAUUUACCAAGGCUGAAGGAUACCUUCAAAAAGCACUAGUGAUCAGGAAAGAAGUCGGUGACAAAGAAGGAGAAGCAUCAGAUUACGGAAAUCUAGGAACUGUGUUUCUUUCUAUUGGUCAAUACACCAAGGCUGAAGAAUACCUUCAAAAAGCACUGGUGAUCAGGAAAGAAGUCGGUGACAAAGAAGGAGAAGCAUCAGAUUACGGAAAUCUAGGAAGUGCGUUUCAAUGUGUUGGUCAAUAUACCAAGGCUGAAGAAUACCUCCAAAAAGCACUAGUGAUCAGGAAAGAAAUUGAUGACAAAGAUGAAGAAGCACUUGCUUACGGAAAUCUAGCAACUGUGUAUCUUUCUGUUGGUCAAUAUACGAAGGCUCAAGAAUGCCUUCAAAAAGCACUAGUGAUCAUGAAGAAAAUUGGUGACAAAAAAGGAGAAGCAUUUGCUUACGGAAAUCUAGGAACUCUGUUUGAAUCUGUUGGUCAAUAUACCAAGGCUGAAGAGUACCUUCACAAAGCGCUGGUGAUCAACAAAGAAAUCGGUAACAAAAAAUUAGAAGCAUCAAACUACGGAAAUCUAGGAACUGUUUUUCUUUCUGUUCGUCAAUAUACCGAGGCUAGAGAAUACUUUCAAAAAGCACUAGUGAUCAGGAAAGAAAUCGGUGACAAACAAGGAGAAGCAUCAGAUUACGGAAAUCUGGGGAUUGUGUUUCUUUCUGUUGGUCAAUAUACCAAGGCUGAAGAAUACCUUCAAAAAUCACUAGUGAUCAGGAAAGAAAUCGGUGACAAAAAAGGAGUAGCAUCUGCUUACGGAAAUCUAGGAACUCUGUUUGAUUCUGUUGGUCAAUAUACCAAGGCUGAAGAAUACGUUCAAAAAGCACUGACGAUCGAAGAGGAAAUCGGAGACAAACGUGGUGUUGGCGGUUCAUACUUAAAUCUGGGAAAACUUUGUCGAGAAUUUCAGCUUAAUGCAAAGGGUCAAGAAUUCGCUCAUAAAGCACUCGAGAUAAGUUACGAAAUAGGGGACAUUGAAAUGCAGUUUAGGAGCCACCUUUCCAUUGCUCAGAACGCGUUAAUGGUAGGAGAAAACAUAACUGAACUACUGCGAAAUCUUUAUGAAAGCAUUCAGAAGUCCGAAGAAAUGCGUGAUUUUUUCAGAGUGGAAGAUCAAUUCAAAAUUUCUUUUUUUGAUGAGCAUGUGUCUCCUUACCUUCUUCUUUGUAGGUUGUUGAUUGCUACAGGCAGUUAUAAUGAAGCUCUUUACGUUGCCGAGCUUGGACGGUCCAGAGCGCUGAUAGACGUACUGUCAGAAAAGUACUCUGUGGAUAAAGGGGUAUCAGUCAACACACAGUCAUGGUUUGGUAUUGAGAACAUCAUGAACAAAAAUGCACUUAGUUCUUGUCUUUAUGUUUCCUGCUUCGAUGAUAAUAUGUACUUUUGGAUCCUCAAGCCAAACAAAACUAUAGAUUUUCGACAAAAGACACUCCGAGAAAGUGCAGAUAAAGUGUUUGAAAGUCAGACAUUUGGUAGCUCUCUUGAUUUACUUCAAGACCAAUGCGAAGAUCGAUCAUUGUUUUCAUGUGUAAGCUCCCCGAAAUCAUGCAAGCCAUCCCAAAGUGACGGCUUCGAAUCUUUGCGUCUUAUAGAAGAAGAGGAAGACGAAAAUCACGACUCUAAACCUUUAACCCUUGCUGAUGGUUACAACAUGAUAGUCGCUCCUGUAGCUGACUUACUCCAAGAAUCAGAAAUCAUUAUUGUACCGGAUAACUUGUUGUAUCCAAUUCCUUUUGCUGCUUUAAUGGAUGAUAAUGGAAAGUAUUUAUCGGAUACUUUCAGGAUUCGUAUUGUCCCUUCCUUGACGACUCUUAAGUUGAUUCAGCUCAGUCCAGUAGACUACCAUAGUAAAACCGGUGCACUGAUUGUAGGAGAGCCAGACGUUAGUGAUGUUUACUAUCAAGGAAAAAUUCUACAGUUAAACUCAUUGCCUUGGGCCAGAAAGGAAGCAGAGAUGAUUGGGCGACUGCUCGGUGUUCAACCGUUGCUUGGAAGGAAUGCAAAUAAGCAGGCAGUCCUGGACAGCAUGCAUUCAGUAAGUCUCAUUCACUUCGCUGCUCAUGGUUAUGCUGAACGUGGAGAAAUAGCUCUCUCCCCUGUAAGCUCCUGCGGAACUCCACGCGAAGAAGACUACUUAUUGACGAUGGCUGAAAUUUCACAAGUUCGACUAACAGCCAAGCUGGUUGUCCUUAGCUGCUGUCAUAGUGCACGUGGUCAGAUAAGGGCUGAGGGAAUUGUUGGAAUCGCUCGAGCAUUUUUAGCAUCGGGCGCACGCGCUGUGCUGGCGGCACUGUGGGCUGUACAGGACAAAGCAACCAUGUGGUUCAUGAAUCGUUUUUACGAGCACCUUGUUCGUGGUGAAAGCGCCAGUGAAUCUCUUCACCAGGCCAUGAAGUCGAUGAGAGAGACUCGCUUUUCUGACGUCAUGCAGUGGGCACCCUUUAUGCUGAUUGGAGAUGAUGUAACAUUCAAAGGUUUGUAUUUGAUAUUUAUAAUUUUUAGGUUUUUCUAG